Messenger RNA from Closterium sp. Yama58-4, 801 nucleotides. The record is from the annotation of a GenBank genome assembly. Lineage: Eukaryota; Viridiplantae; Streptophyta; Zygnematophyceae; Desmidiales; Closteriaceae.
AUGAAUGGAGCUGAACUUCCUGCACUCCUCUGCGCACUCCAAUGGAAAGAGAGAAAGAAGAGAGGAGAAGAGAGGAGAAGAGCGGAGAAGAGAGAAAGAAGAGAGGAGAAGAGAGGAGAAGAGAGGAGAAGAGAGGAGGAGAAGAGAGGAGAAGAGAGGAGAAGAGAGGAGAAGAGAGGAGAAGAGAGGAGAAGAGAGGGGAAGAGAGGAGAAGAGAGGAGAAGAGAGGAGAAGAGAGGAGAAGAGAGGAGAAGAGAGGAGAAGAGAGGAGAAGAGAGGAGAAGAGAGGAGAAGAGAGGAGAAGAGAGGAGAAGAGAGGAGAAGAGAGGAGAAGAGAGGAGAAGAGAGGAGAAGAGAGGAGAAGAGAGGAGAAGAGAGGAGAAGAGAGGAGAAGAGAGGAGAAGAGAGGAGAAGAGAGGAGAAGAGAGGAGAAGAGAGGAGAAGAGAGGAGAAGAGAGGAGAAGAGAGGAGAAGAGAGGAGAAGAGAGGAGAAGAGAGAGAGAAGAGAGGAGAGAGAGAAGAGAGGAGAAGAGAGGAGAAGAGAGGAGAAGAGAGGAGAAGAGAGGAGAAGAGAGGAGAAGAGAGGAGAAGAGAGGAGAAGAGAGGAGAAGAGAGGAGAAGAGAGGAGAAGAGAGGAGAAGAGAGGAGAAGAGAGGAGAAGAGAGGAGAAGAGAGGAGCUUUUGAGUGCAACGGCUGGCGAGAGACGAAAAGAGAAGGAUAUCGCGGUUGAUAGAGAAGGUUGGGGAAGAGGGGAGGGAACGGGAGAGGAAAGGGAGAGGGAGAGGGAAAGAGUUGACUGA